Gossypium raimondii (Peruvian cotton) is the source of this 1389-nucleotide messenger RNA. RefSeq lists its product as uncharacterized. The record is from RefSeq and is a predicted model, not a curated record. Gene Ontology annotation, cellular component: nucleus. The transcript is spliced from 4 exons. Gene Ontology annotation, biological process: regulation of cell cycle. Bases 95 to 1189 code for a protein of 364 amino acids. NCBI's taxonomy places the organism in Eukaryota, Viridiplantae, Streptophyta, Magnoliopsida, Malvales, Malvaceae.
AAGGGUUUCAUUGUUCCUGCGGCGAUUCUAUUUACGAAGAGUACAACUAAAACCCUCAUCAAGCAGAGACCCCAAACCAAAACAAGAGACAGAGAUGGGAAAAGCAGAGAAAGAACAGCUGAAUCGGGCUCUCACUGCCCACCUCAAUACUAUCCAUGAAACUUUGCAGGUGUUGGAUCAAAGUCCCCCUUCUAAUUCUAUGGAGAAAGUUACCUGGUCUCAGGUUAUCCAGAUUGGUGAACAAGUUUCCAAGCAAGCUACCAUUGCUGGAAUGCUUUGGAAUGGGGAAUCACCUCAAGCUAAAGAAGUUGAGGAAAACGUGAAUUCAUAUUUCAAUGUGUUGCAGGGCUUCCUUUUGCUUUCCCAUGGAAGUACUGUUGGUGCUGGCCCAACUCUCUCCUCAAGUAUCCAUGAAUCCGUGAAGCACGUUGUUGAUUGCAGUUUUAGGUUAAUGAAGGAACAUGUCUCGUUAUAUGGAUCUCACAAUAAGGAGAAAAAACUAUCGAUAUCUCAGAUUGUUGGAGCAGUAUGGGAGGCAUGUUCUGCUCUUAAGAAGGUCCCUCCCACAAAUGUAACAGCGAUCGGGCGAGCAAUGACGCAAGUAGCAGUUUCCAUGAAGGAUGUACUUCGUGAGAUAAACGAGCUCAAGCCUGCUUCCUCCAACCCUGGGGAUGAAACCUCUGAUAACACUCCUAGCAAAGCAGAAAGCAAGCCUGAAGAUGAUGACAUAAGUGAUGAUGAUCUAGGCAGCGACUUGUCACCUGAAGAAAUGAAAGUAGCUCAACUAGCUCAUGGGGUUGUGUCUGAGACACUUGUGGUUAUAAAGGAACUUAUCCGCACAAUCACCGGUAUGCUUAAACUUGAAACCCCAGAUGACAAUGGUAAAUUUGUGGGUUCUUUGGAGAAAUUAUUGAAGAUGUGUCAAGGUGUCGGAGCAGAGAUAGAUGAGAUUGGAGCCUGUCUUUACCCCCCUCAAGAGAUUGAUGCAAUAAAACUGGCUUUGGAGAAAAUGUCAAGUAGGAUCAAUGAAAUACAGCAAGAGGUUGAAAGUUUUCCAACAUCUUCGGAGCCCUUUCUUGAGGCUUGCAGUGGAUUGAGAACUGUGUUAAAAGAAAUGGAAGCUCAACUCAAUAGCCUGAGCGCAACAGAGUUAACAACUAAAAUGCAGAACGUUGCUGUCAUCAAUUAGAUUUAUAUGUAGAGAGAUGGAUAUGCGAAAGAGAAAUUUGUUCUGAAAUGCCUUUAAUUCUUUUAACAGUAUUUCUUUUUAUUUUGUAUUUGAAGUUCUCAGCAGUCUAGUAUCUUUAAAUAUUAAUAGCCAAGUUGCUUUUAAACUAUACAAACUUUGUAUGAAUUUUGAUUUGUGUAAUUAUACACAUUUAACUUAAA